This is a messenger RNA of Camelina sativa (false flax), 827 nucleotides long. Its product is annotated as profilin-2. The record is from RefSeq and is a predicted model, not a curated record. NCBI's taxonomy places the organism in Eukaryota, Viridiplantae, Streptophyta, Magnoliopsida, Brassicales, Brassicaceae. Gene Ontology annotation, cellular component: cell cortex. Gene Ontology annotation, molecular function: actin monomer binding.
AUCGUGUUAUUUAUUAAUUUAAGAGCUCAAAGGUUUCUUCAAAGAGUCCACGAACCAAAAGCAAGCAGAAGAAGUAGAGAAAAGAAGAAGAAGGAACAAGCUCAUCUCAUCUCGCCGGAGAAGAAUAAAGAUGUCGUGGCAAUCAUACGUCGAUGACCAUCUCAUGUGCGAUGUCGAAGGUAACCACCUCACACACGCCGCCAUCUUCGGCCAAGACGGCAGUGUCUGGGCUCAGAGCGCUAGUUUCCCUCAGUUGAAGCCUGCUGAGAUAGAAGGAAUCAACAAAGACUUUGAAGAAGCCGGACAUCUUGCUCCAACAGGGCUAUUUCUUGGCGGUGAGAAGUACAUGGUUGUCCAAGGUGAGGCAGGAGCCGUCAUCCGAGGCAAAAAGGGACCUGGUGGAGUCACUAUCAAGAAGACUACUCAAGCUCUUGUCUUUGGCAUCUAUGAUGAACCCAUGACUGGAGGCCAAUGCAACUUGGUCGUGGAGAGGCUUGGUGAUUACCUUAUUGAGUCUGGUCUCUAAGUUCACACCAAAAUUGCUUUUAAACCAAUAUCAUCAAUUUUAAGGUUCUUCAUCACUACAGAAGACACUCUCUUCUGCUGCCAUGUAUUCUGAUUUGAUUGUUGUUGUUGUGCAUCAAACAAAUUUAUACUCUUAGAAGAAGAACAAAGAAGCAAUCAUAUUUUUUAAUGGUUUUUGAACUUUUGAUUCCCUCCCUCCUAUGAUGGCUUUCAUGUUUUCUCUCUUCCUUAGUACUGUAUUUCAUAUUGUGUAUCUCUGGUUUUCGAUUUGAGUAAUGAAAUAAUUACGGUUUGGCAUCAAA